Tigriopus californicus is the source of this 1010-nucleotide messenger RNA. Its product is annotated as lysoplasmalogenase-like. The transcript has a single exon. Gene Ontology annotation, cellular component: membrane. The coding region runs from base 143 to 826 and encodes 227 amino acids. The record is from RefSeq and is a predicted model, not a curated record. Lineage: Eukaryota; Metazoa; Arthropoda; Copepoda; Harpacticoida; Harpacticidae.
AAUACAGCCAAGUCAUACCUUCAUACCUGACUACUCAGCAGAGUACAUACGUAUGCACUUAGAGCAUUUGUAAACAACUCAUGCAUGAUAAGUGAUUGAGUGCCUCGUGCCAAAAUCUUUGCACUUCACAAACGCCGUCGAAAUGUGGGCACAUGAGUUCAAUCGGCUCCUGCCAUUCCUCACUUGUCAGUUUUUAUAUUGGGGACCGCUCUACUUUUCCAACACCAAACCAUCUUUGUCAGCUCUCCUAGUGAAAUGUCUUCCCAUAUUGAGCCUCAUAUUGUACAUACUUCUCCGCUCAUGGCCCAAGAAAGAGUCAAAAUUCAUCCGGAGAAUCCUGAUUGGCCUGGCCUUUUCCAUGGUGGGAGAUGCUUGCUUAGUGUACAGGGACAUCUUUGUCCUAGGCAUGAUGGCCUUUGGGAUUGCCCAUUUUAGUUAUAUUGCGGCUUUUGGUUGGGAGGACACGAAGUACUCGAUCGCUCUUGUGGUGUUUGUGAUCGGUUACGCGCCCCUUUUUGGCCUUAUCUUGCCGAGUAUCUCUGACCCCGUUUUGAAAUGUGGGAUCCCCAUCUAUGCCCUAUUACUCCUCACCAUGUGUUGGAGGGCUCUGGCACGAGCUCAAACGUGGAUUGGCAUCCUCACGGGACUUGGAGCUGUCUUGUUUGUGAUAAGUGAUUUUGUCAUUGUUUGGAAUGAUUUCUAUCAGCCGGUGGAGAAUCAACAGCUCAUCAUUAUGUCCACAUAUUACGGGGCCCAAUUGCUCAUCACUUUGAGUGCCAGUGAGAUCUUUGUCAAGUGUGAUGAUAUUCAUCAGCAUAGUCAGUGAAACAUGUUAGUUAGUUAAUAUGACUUACGGGUCAUUUAUUCGACACAAUUUCCCAUCUGAACUACAAUCGCAGUCGACAAUCAAACAACCCACGGUCUGAAGGACUUCGUCUAUCUUGGAGAGGAAGCAUUCACUUAAGAGCGAGCAUUCAUAAUAGUUCAUAAUAAAAUCUGGUAUACUGAUA